GAGAAUCUAUUACUUUUUGCCUCCUUUUAAUUUUCGCAUUUCCAUUCUGGCUAAAUUCUCGAAUCUUCUUAUUACACUUGAGACGGCUAAAGACUGAGCGAACGGCCAAAGUAAGUGCUCUCUUCGGGCGAAAACCUCACUUUCAAAACCCUCCUUGCCACUGUUCCAGACGGUUCCUAGUCGAAAAGAAGAAUAGUGGUUAAAAAGGCGAUGGUUGUCUGCAAUGUCCAGAGUGGAAACGAUGGAGAUCAAUGAAAGCAAUUCACGUUCCCAUGAGAAUGGGCAUUUGAGAGGUUCAAAUAACUCCAGCAAAGAGAAUUCUUCCGAGAAAGAUGUGUUUGUUAACCAUGCUGAGGUAGCUUGGCAUGAGAGACGAAAACAGUGGGUGGGUGAUCCAUCUCAAAAGUCACAGAGAAUGUUUCGAGAACCGAUUAUGAGCUUGACCACAACAUAUGAGGAUCUGCUGUGCUCUACGGAGCCUUUUCAACAGCCAAUACCAUUAGCUGAGAUGGUGGACUUUUUAGUUGACAUAUGGCAUGAAGAAGGCCUUUAUGACUAGAUUAUUGGGAAAUUAGUCAUGUUGGCUGCGCAGUUUUGUUUGUGCUGAUUAAUGAAGAUUAAACAAACCCAUAGGUUGCAUUGACGUUUACCCUGGACAUUGAUUGAAUGGUACAUAAUUGAUUCUCUUGUUCUUGAUUUCCUAAACAACAUUUGAAAUGUAGAGUUUAUUGAAAUCUAGAAUCUUGCUAGCCGUUUUACAGUUGGUAUUUAAUGAUAGUCCAUAUGUUAAACUAAACUUCAGAAGUCAAACUGUCUUUCUAUUGAUCUUCAUCUUCCUGUUAUUCUGGCAAAGCAUGGUAGCUUUUGAGAACAGAGGACACAAUAGCAAAAGUUUGAGUAUUGAUGAUUAAUAUGGACUUAUUAUGUGAAGAAUUGUAUGACGAUUAGGCUGUUUUUUGUUGUCA
Messenger RNA from Hevea brasiliensis (rubber tree), 965 nucleotides. RefSeq lists its product as uncharacterized. The transcript has 5 exons. NCBI's taxonomy places the organism in Eukaryota, Viridiplantae, Streptophyta, Magnoliopsida, Malpighiales, Euphorbiaceae. The record is from RefSeq and is a predicted model, not a curated record. The coding region runs from base 224 to 559 and encodes 111 amino acids.